AUGAGGACGGUGGCAGGUGCCGAGGGCACAGGUGGUGCAGGCGGAGGACGGUGGCAGGUGCCGGAGCGGGAGCGGGCGGCGCGGCUGCGGAGCGAGCUGGUGGUGGUGAGCGCCGACUGCCCGCGGCCCCCCGUCAGCCUGGACCCGCGCGUCUCCAUCUACAGCCUCCGCAAGCCCCUGCUGAGCCGCAGCAGCGUCCAGGGCAGGGUCUACAACUUCUUGGAGCGGCCCACGGGAUGGAAGUGCUUCGUGUACCACUUCACCGUCUUCCUUAUUGUGCUGAUAUGCCUUAUCUUCAGCGUGCUUUCUACAAUUGAGCAGUAUGCAGCUCUUGCUACAGGGACAUUAUUUUGGAUGGAAAUAGUAUUAGUGGUGUUCUUUGGGACAGAGUAUGUGGUCCGGCUGUGGUCAGCAGGAUGCCGCAGUAAAUACGUCGGGAUAUGGGGAAGGCUCCGUUUUGCCAGGAAGCCCAUUUCAAUCAUUGAUUUAAUUGUAGUUGUUGCUUCCAUGAUAGUUCUUUGUGUGGGCUCUAAAGGUCAAGUCUUUGCAACCUCUGCUAUCAGGGGCAUCCGUUUCCUGCAGAUCCUGCGGAUGCUGCACGUUGACCGCCAGGGCGGCACCUGGAGGCUGCUGGGCUCAGUGGUGUUCAUACACAGGCAGGAACUGAUAACUACACUCUACAUUGGAUUUCUGGGCCUGAUUUUUUCCUCUUAUUUUGUGUACCUGGCUGAGAAAGAUGCUGUAAAUGAUUCUGGAGAAACAGAGUUUGGCAGCUAUGCAGAUGCCCUGUGGUGGGGAGUGGUGACUGUUACAACUAUUGGCUAUGGAGACAAAGUGCCACAGACCUGGAUAGGAAAGACAAUUGCAUCUUGUUUUUCAGUGUUUGCAAUCUCAUUUUUUGCACUGCCUGCGGGAAUUCUUGGUUCAGGCUUUGCCCUAAAGGUACAACAGAAACAAAGACAGAAGCAUUUCAACCGUCAGAUUCCAGCUGCUGCCUCACUCAUACAGACUGCCUGGAGAUGCUAUGCUGCAGAGAACCCAGACUCCUCUACAUGGAAAAUAUACAUUCGAAAACCUGCCAGGAAUUAUCAUUUGCUGUCACCCAGCCCAAAACCAAAGAAAUCGGUGAUGGUUAAAAAGAAGAAAUUUAAGUUAGACAAGGACAAUGGGCCUUCUUCUCCAGACAGGAUGUUGGCUAUACCACACAUCACUUACGACCACGUGGCAGAGGACAGGAAACCUGAUUUCAGUUUUGAGCCAUUUGAAAAUUCUGAUUGUCAGCGCUCCUGGCCAUCCUUUUCCACAGACCAGCAGUCUUCCAGCGCUCCUUCCUCUCCAGUGAAGAAGAGCCCGGCGUUCCUGGAUGUGAACACAGGAGCCUUCAUCAGGACCAGCAGCUUUGCCGAUGAGCUCGACCUGGAGGGCGAGACGCUGCUGACCCCGAUAACUCACAUCUCACAGCUGCGGGAACACCACCGUGCUGCCAUCAAGGUGAUUCGCAGGAUGCAGUAUUUUGUGGCAAAAAAAAAGUUCCAGCAAGCCAGAAAGCCCUAUGACGUCCGAGAUGUUAUUGAGCAAUAUUCUCAGGGCCACCUCAACCUGAUGGUGCGAAUCAAGGAGCUCCAGAGGAGGUUGGACCAGUCCAUAGGAAAGCCGUCUCUUUUUAUCUCUGUCUCAGAGAAAAGCAAAGAUCGAGGAAAUAACACGAUUGGUGCCAGGCUGAACAGAGUGGAGGACAAGGUCACACAAAUGGACCAGAAGCUGAACCUCAUCACAGACAUGCUGCAUCACCUGGUUUCCCGUCAGCAGGGGGAUCAGGGCAACAACAGAACCUCUCAGAGAGGCAACAACAACGUCAGCUCAGAGUUUUUCCACCCCAACAACACCCUGCCCACCUACGAGCAGCUGACAGUACCAGGAGGAAACGAAGAUGACAUUUCCUGACGUGGUGAAGCCUGGGUUGGGUUGUUCCUACUUUUCUCCUCUGGAUGGGACUGAGUGUUGAGGACCUGGGAGAAAUGAAGUUCAUCAGCCAACCAAGAAAUUGUGCAACUGCUGUAUCUACACCACUAGUCUCAAACAUGCUCUUCUAAAGUCACCCACAGUAGCCAAAGGAUUGCCAGGCUGUCUUCCACCAGGCAAAACUGCUGGAACCUCCACGAUGAUUUUGUUCCUGAACAAAUGAUCACAACUUGUUAUUUCUCAGAUAGACCAAAAUGAUGUAAAGACAGGCAAAGUGGCAAGGA
Molecule: messenger RNA, 2246 nt
Organism: Ficedula albicollis (Collared flycatcher)
Lineage: Eukaryota; Metazoa; Chordata; Aves; Passeriformes; Muscicapidae
Gene: KCNQ1
Product: potassium voltage-gated channel subfamily Q member 1
Exons: 18
Coding region: 1-1944 (647 amino acids)
Biological process (GO): potassium ion transport; transmembrane transport
Cellular component (GO): membrane; voltage-gated potassium channel complex
Molecular function (GO): voltage-gated potassium channel activity
Source: RefSeq, a predicted model, not a curated record